Cuscuta campestris is the source of this 851-nucleotide messenger RNA. NCBI's taxonomy places the organism in Eukaryota, Viridiplantae, Streptophyta, Magnoliopsida, Solanales, Convolvulaceae. The record is from the annotation of a GenBank genome assembly.
AUUUCACCAAUAAAAAGUGAGUGUGAUCCUUGUAUUCUUGAUGGAGAUCGAAAACUUGUAGAAGUUCUGGGCUAACUUGAAGCUGAGAAGUAUCACUAGGAAAGGACCAUGAAAGACAACGAUCAAGUGAGGGAGGUUGCAGCGUUGGCAGUUGAACAACCAUGGAUAAAGUUGGUACAGCUAGCAGUUGCUACUUCAACUGCGAGGAAGUCCAACGAAUGUACAAAGUCUUCAUGUUUUCUUGACGUUUCUGGUUUGCCUGAUAUGCAGCCUGGGAGGCAACAGCGGUGGACAAAUAUUUGUUCCGAGCUUCGAGGAGUUGAGUGGAGCUUGGAUAGUGAUGCAUCCAAUACUGCUGUCUUGGUUGCUAGUGAGGCCCAUGCAGUGACAUUGGCAAUUGAAGGCCUGCUUGGAAUUGUUUUUGCUGUGGCCACUUUGACUGAUGAGGCAGUAGAUUUUGGUGAGCUUGAAUCACCGAGAUUUGAGGUUGGUCCACCAACAAAAUGCACAGGAAAGACGGCAAUGCUUUGUACUUCUAUGGUAGAUUCGAUGUGGCUGACCAUUCUUGAUGCUCUGUCCUUCAUCUUGACGAAGUCUCAAGGUGAAGCUAUUGUGUUAGAAAUAUUGAAGGGUUAUCAAGCAUUUACACAGUCUUGUGGUGUUCUCCGAGCAGUUGAGCCUUUGAAUUCUUUUCUUGCAUCGCUUUGCAAAUUUACAAUCGGCAUCCCAAAUGAAGUUGAAAGGAGAAGGUAGGAAUCUUGACUAGUAGUCCCACUUUCAUAUCCUUCCUCUUUGCUUGUUUUGUGGGUGAGAUCAAUACAACUUGUCAACAACAAAGAUAGUAUAAUCCC